GUGUGUCAUCACGUUCGAGUGUGGGGAUUAGGAGUAGGAAGGCUGCCUGGCUGGAGCUGUGUGGUCUCCUCCGCGGGAGAGGAGGUGCAGGCAGCAGCAGAGCGACUUUGCUGGUGGAGCAGGAGGAGGAGGGAUUCGCUUUCUGCAGACCCAGGACAAGCAGGGCUUCCCCCCCUCCUCCCCAGGUGUCUCAGAAGUGGAAUUGGAGGUGUUCUGCCACUGUCAUAACUCCUUUGGAAGCUUAGGACACCCACUGGACACCUCAGUGGCUUCAGGUGCAAACGGCCACCAACCAUCAUCUGAAGAAGGUGGAUUUGGCAAAUGAUAUGCAGGCUUUCCAAGACUGAGUAAUUACAGAAAACUUUCAAAGGAGCCCAUCCGCGGAUGUUCUGAACACCUCUGAGUGGAGAGAUUGAUUUUUCAACCAGGAUACCUAAUUCAAGCUCUGCGGCAGCGAGGAGGCUGGGACACGCUGCCAGCUUGGCGACAGCGGACCCCACAGGAUGAAGUGUGCUCGCUGGGCUCUGGUCCUGGCCGUGCUGGGCGCCGAGCUGCUGGGGAGCCUCGGAUCCACCGUCAGGUCCCCGAGGUUCAGGGGACGGAUCCCGCAGGAGCGAAAGAACAUCCGGCCCAACAUUAUCCUGGUGCUCACCGACGACCAGGAUGUGGAGCUGGGGUCCCUGCAGGUGAUGAACAAAACGAGAAAGAUUAUGGAGCAGGGGGGGGCCACGUUCACCAACGCCUUCGUGACCACGCCCAUGUGCUGCCCCUCCCGCUCCUCCAUGCUCACCGGGAAGUAUGUGCACAACCACAACGUCUACACCAACAACGAGAACUGCUCCUCGCCCUCCUGGCAGGCGAUGCACGAACCUAGGACGUUUGCCGUGUAUCUGAACAACACCGGCUACAGAACAGCCUUUUUUGGAAAAUACCUCAAUGAAUAUAAUGGCAGCUACAUCCCUCCUGGGUGGCGAGAAUGGCUUGGAUUAAUCAAGAAUUCUCGUUUCUAUAAUUACACUGUUUGUCACAAUGGCAUCAAAGAAAAGCACGGAUUUGAUUAUGCAAAGGACUACUUCACAGACUUAAUCACUAACGAGAGCAUUAAUUACUUCAAAAUGUCUAAGAGAAUGUAUCCCCAUAGGCCCAUUAUGAUGGUGAUCAGCCACGCAGCGCCCCACGGCCCCGAGGACUCGGCCCCACAGUUUUCAAAACUGUACCCCAAUGCUUCCCAACACAUAACUCCCAGUUAUAACUAUGCACCAAAUAUGGACAAACACUGGAUUAUGCAGUACACAGGACCCAUGCUGCCCAUCCACAUGGAAUUCACAAACGUCCUCCAUCGCAAACGGCUUCAGACUUUGAUGUCAGUGGAUGACUCUGUGGAAAGGCUGUAUAACAUGCUGGUGGACACAGGGGAGCUGGAGAACACGUACAUCAUCUACACCGCUGACCACGGCUACCACAUCGGGCAGUUCGGGCUGGUCAAGGGGAAGUCCAUGCCGUACGACUUUGAUAUCCGAGUGCCUUUCUUCAUUCGCGGGCCAAGCGUGGAACCCGGAUCCAUAGUCCCGCAGAUCGUCCUCAACAUUGACCUGGCCCCUACGAUCCUGGACAUCGCGGGACUCGACCCACCUCCCGACGUGGACGGCAAGUCUGUCCUCAAACUUCUGGACCUGGAGAAGCCAGGUAACAGGUUUCGAACAAACAAAAAGGCCAAGAUUUGGCGGGAUACAUUCCUCGUGGAAAGAGGGAAAUUUCUCCGUAAGAAAGAAGAAGCCAACAAGAAUAUCCAGCAGUCAAAUCACCUGCCCAAAUACGAGAGGGUCAAAGAGCUGUGCCAGCAGGCCAGGUACCAGACAGCUUGUGAACAGCCGGGACAGAAGUGGCAGUGCAUCGAGGACGCGGCAGGCAAGCUGCGCAUCCACAAGUGCAAGGGCGCCGGGGACCUGCUGGCCGCCAGGCAGAGCACCCGCAACCUCUACCCACGCGGCUUCCAGGACAAGGAGCAGGAGUGCCACUGCGGGGAGGCGGCCUACCGCGCCCGGAGCCAGAGGAAGAGCCAGCGGCAGUUCCUGAGGAACCAGGGCGCUGCUGCAAAGUACAAGCCCAGGUUUGUGCACACCCGGCAGACACGGUCCUUGUCGGUGGAAUUUGAGGGCGAAGUGUACGACAUAAACCUGGAGGAAGAGGAGCUGCACGUGUUGCAGCCAAGAAGCAUUGCCAAGCGUCACGACGAAGGCCACCAGGGGCCAGGAGGCCGCCAAGCUGCCAAAGGCGGCGACGGGGACGCCAUGCUGGCCACCAGCGGCAAUGCCGUGGCCCUGCCCUCCACCGUCCGAGUGACCCACAAGUGCUUUAUUCUUCCAAAUGAUACCAUCCAUUGUGAGAGAGAACUCUAUCAGUCAGCCAGAGCGUGGAAGGACCACAAGGCAUACAUUGACAAAGAGAUCGAAGCUUUGCAAGACAAAAUUAAGAACCUGAGAGAAGUGAGAGGCCACUUGAAGAGGAGGAAGCCCGAGGAGUGUGUCUGCAGUAAACAGAGCUACUACAAUAAAGAAAAAGGUGUGAAAAAGCAAGAGAAACUGAAAAGCCAUCUCCACCCAUUCAAGGAGGCCGCCCAGGAGGUGGACAGCAAGCUGCAGCUUUUCAAGGAGACCCGGAGGAGGAGGAAGGAGAGGAAGGAGAAGAAGCGCCAGAGGAAGGGGGAGGAGUGCAGCCUUCCCGGCCUGACCUGCUUCACUCAUGACAACAACCACUGGCAGACGGCCCCCUUCUGGAACCUGGGCUCCUUCUGUGCUUGCACGAGUUCUAACAACAACACCUACUGGUGUUUGCGCACCGUUAACGAGACGCAUAAUUUUCUCUUCUGCGAGUUCGCCACCGGCUUCCUGGAGUAUUUUGACAUGAACACAGAUCCUUACCAGCUCACCAACGCGGUGCACACGGUGGAGCGGGGCGUUUUGAACCAGCUGCACGUCCAGCUCAUGGAGCUCCGGAGCUGCCAGGGCUACAAGCAGUGCAACCCGAGACCGAAGGGCCUGGACGCGGGGAAUAAAGAUGGAGGAAGCUAUGACCUGCACAGCCCACGUAGGACCGAGCAGAAGAACCCCCUCCUAAGCUGGUCUCACCCGGGAUACGGGCUGACGAGAGGCCAGUUAUGGGAUGGAUGGGAAGGUUAACCUUCCCAGUCCCACUGCAGACAUCGGCAGGCAAGGCCUGGAGGACUUAUUCAGCAUAAAGGAAAGCAACUAUGAGGACAGACAGAACUACAGACUUAGUCUGGCUGACCGGACUAAUGACUUGGAGGACGUAGAUAGAGUAUUUGCACUGCUGAACAGUCACCACGAGCCAAAUAGAACAAGUAAGAUUACAACUGCUUGACGUGAUGGGCUCCUGGCCGUGUCUGCCGAGCCCUCUGUGCCGGCGGAGAUGGCCUCUGCUGAGUCAGAUGAAGACCCAGGCCCUAUGGCUGAGGAAGCCUCUCCUUUGACAUUGCCAGCCAACCUUCAAACCCUGCAUUUGAACCGACCAACAUUCAGUCCGGAGAGUAGACUUGAAUGGAAUAACGACAUUCCAGAAGUUAGUCGUUUGAAUUUUGAACACUGGAAAAAUCAUAAAACUGACCAAUGGAUGGAGCAUGAAGAGAUGAGUUGUCUUGAACUUGACCUCAGUGGUGGUGACAUGCCAGAGCUGGAGCCCAUCAGCAGGCACCAGAAAGGCCUUCCCCAGGAGGGUGGUCCAGGAGAUGAUCCCAAAGGUCAGCUGUAUCUUCCUGUGCGUUCUGACCCAGAGUCCACUCCUCAGACGAUCCAAGUGCCCACCUUGGAGCAGCCUAGUAAUGCCAGCGGCAUGGUGAGCAUGUCUAACGAGGUGGAGAAAGGUCACAGAAGGGAGACUGAUUAGACAAAAUUGUUACCUUACCCUAAACACAGUAUUAACUUUUUAUCAGUAAACUAAUCAAGACAACCAAACUUCCAAGCUACCCUAGGGUACCUACCAGCCGGUGCGCAUGCAAGCGGACGCACAAGGAACCAGUGCUGUCAGGCACUGUGUGCCAAGGUGAGAAGGAAAGGUAAUUUGUGGAGUUUUGUUGGUUUAGUGGAUUCUCAAACAGUAUUAACUUUUGAAAGUUGUAGAGACAUGCAUCUACAAAUGCUAUCCAACCAAGAUGGCUAGAAUUGUGCCUUCCUGCAUUUCUGAAACUGGAUGUCCUCGGUGAAACUUUCAGCACACUUUCCACUGCCUGCAUCAUGUGGUUCAGAUUCAUUUUUAACCACUGGAAUUUUUCAAGGCCAUCACUCUCACUUAGGUCAAUGAUUUUGCACUUUGAGAUCUAAAUGCCAUGUCUGUUUGACUAGUUGUUGUUUUAACUGGCUUGUCAGUCUCACUGCUUGCUCUCAGUGUGACAAAUUAAAAUAGACACUCCCCCACCACCACCAAGGAUGACACAGUGUGGAUCCCAUAUUGUUUAACAUACGCUUUUGCCAGAAAAUAUUGCAUGUGGUUUCCCUUGACUUGCUAAAAUUGAUUAGCAAAAAAGCAUGGCUAAUGAUGUUAGCAGCAAAAAUAAAUAAGCAAAACAAAGCUCUCUCUGUGCCUAGCCUCAAAGUGUUCAUCAUAUACUUAAGAUAGCUAAAUUUUUAUUUUCAACAGGAUAAAAGGACUGAAGAUUCUCUCCCCACCCCACUUUUGUUUUGUUUUCUUGGCCUGCCUAGUAAGCUUAAGGGUUGAGAAAAUAUAUUUUGUUUUGAAUUUAUAUAAGGAAUUUUUCCAAUCAAACACUCAUGAAUGUUUCAUAAUGUAAACACCUGUAUGAUUAAGACCUUCACCAAGUUCUGAUUUUUAAAGGCAUAGUUCAAAAUGUGUUCUUGAAAACAUUCUUGUUGUGUAUUAGGUUUUUAAAUACCAGCAAAAGGAUUACCUCAUUGAAAGUUACCAGUAAUCUAAUCAACUUCCCAGUAAUAGCUUAACAGUAAUUUUCCUUUUUCAAAUAAAGAAAACAUAAUUUACCUAUGUGUUUUACUUAAGUGUUUAAGGUAAACUCUUUUUAAAGAUAAUUUACAAUGGUAUAGCUGAAUCUUCGAUAACUUUAAGUCCUUAUUGUAGACUCUGUACAUAUGUUAAAAUUCACUAGCUCUUUAUCAGAUGUGUGUGCCACCGGCUGAAUGACAGGAAACAUAUUUAUGGUCAUGAAUGAUAUGCUUUGUAAAAAGGCUUCAAGUUAUUAAGAAGCAUACUGUGUUUUCUUUUUUAAAUCUUGUGUAAUAUUCUGUAAUACUUUUAUAGAACAAUUCUGGCUUCAGGAAAGUCUAGAAGCAUUAUUUCUUGAAAUAAAAGGUGUUUAAACUUUA
This is a messenger RNA of Pipistrellus kuhlii (Kuhl's pipistrelle), 5351 nucleotides long. RefSeq names its product sulfatase 1 (gene SULF1). NCBI's taxonomy places the organism in Eukaryota, Metazoa, Chordata, Mammalia, Chiroptera, Vespertilionidae. The record is from RefSeq and is a predicted model, not a curated record. Gene Ontology annotation, molecular function: glycosaminoglycan binding; N-acetylglucosamine-6-sulfatase activity; calcium ion binding. Bases 504 to 3179 code for a protein of 891 amino acids. The transcript has 24 exons. Gene Ontology annotation, cellular component: plasma membrane; cell surface; endoplasmic reticulum.